AUGUCUCAGGAACCUAGGACAUACGCUCUUUUCCUUUUCCUUUCUCUGAGCCAUGGAGUGGCAAGUCUCCGAGUUCCAAACUCCAGGCAGGAUUUGCACCCGUUGUUGCAAAAAAUGGCAGAAGAAAUAAUAGAUGGAAACUAUCUGAAUGCAUUACUGGAUCUCAUACAGUUUCAAAGCUCCCACGUGUGGACGGCAGACCUGUCCCACAGAGUCCUGGCCUACCUGAAUGCACGGAAUGUCGCCUUCACCAUGCCCAGCCUGCAGGCAGCUGUGGAAAACCACCUGGAGCAGCUUCUAUACCAGCCCCAGAAGCUGCUGGAGGACCUGCGGGAGGCAGACGCUCAGCAGUUCCACACCGCCAUGAGGUGCCUCUGGGAGGGCAAGAAGGACCACUUGAAGCUGGAAGACACCGUCAUUGACUUGGGAGAGAUUCGGAAACAAGCCCUGCAGAGCCCGGGCGUCAACCGCAGCCUGUUUCUCAUCACCCUGGAGAGGUGCUUCCAGGUGCUGAGCUCCCUGGAGUGCGUGGAGAUCCUGGGCAAGGUGCUGCGGGCGUCCCCUGGCAGCUUCCUCCAGCCCAGCAUCGCAGAGAGCCUCCCCCAGGACCUGCGCCAGGACGCCUUCCGGAACCUAUCCGCGGUGUUCAAAGACCUGUACGACCAGACGUCGGCGCGCGCCCAGAGAGCCCUGUACGCCUGGAUGGCGGGCGUCUUGCAGGAGUCCUCCAACGCCACCGAUAACUCUGUUUCAUGGGUCAGCGCCGAAAACUUAUGGAUUUUGGGCAGAUAUAUGGUUCACCUAUCACUUGAAGAAAUUAUGAAAAUCAGUCCUAUGGAAAUUGGGCUCUUCAUCAGCUAUGACAAUGCCACCAAGCAGCUGGACACAGUCUAUGACAUCACGCCUGAACAGGCCCAGGCAUUUCUGGAGAGGAUCGGCUCCUCCGACUUUGACAUGAGGAAUACCUCUACCAUCCACAGGCUGGGGCUGCUCGUCUGCUUCUAUGAGGACCUGGAGCUGCUGGACGCCGCCCUGGCCCACGUGCUCCUUCACCAGAUGAUCAAGUGCAGCCGUCUCAGGGGCUUCCAGGCCGGCGUUCAGAAGCUCAAAGCCGACCUCCUGGACAUCGCCACGGAGAACCAGACGCUCAACGAGACCCUGGGCUCUUUGUCGGACGCGGUUGUGGGCUUGACCCACAGGCAGCUGGGAUCCCUCUCGCCCGAGGCUGUGCACGGCGCCAUCUCCACCCUCAGCCAGGUGUCGGGCUGGACCAAGAGCCAGAUCAUCAUCCUGUCUGCCAAGUGCUUGGCCCAUGAGAAGGUGCUGUCCUUCCACAACAUCAGCCAGAUGGGUGUGCUGCUGGCUGGGGUCGGCACCCAGGCCUUCUACGGCAUGGACCGCCGGGCCCUCACGCAGCUCCUGAGCGGCACCGGCUCCGCGCACGUGUCCGACCUGUCCCCGGCCCAGCAGCACGGCGUCCUCAGCAAGAUGAUGGAGGCCGGACACGCCGCCGCAGGUGUUGUGGAAAUACAAGGGGCGUUCUUCAAGGAAGUGUCCCUCUUCGACUUAAGGAGGGAACCCAGAUUCAACUCCACCGUCCUAAAGGGGAAGGGGCUUCGGAGGAGUCAGGCCUUGUUCCUGUACGAGCUCCUGUCUGCGACCACCAGAAGGCCGGCCGAGCUCCUGAGUGCCGGGCAGCUGGUCAAAGGUGUGACGUGUUCCCACAUCAAUGCCCUGAGCGCCGACUCCUUCCUGGCCCAUUUCCAGUAUUUCGAGAACAACCUCUCGCUGCUGUCACCUUAUCAGGUUAACUGUUUGGCGUGGAAGUACUGGGAGGUCUCCAGGUCCUUCAUGCGGCCCUUCCUCUUGGCUGCCCUCCCGGCUCGCUACCUGGCUGCGGUCCCAGCCUCCCGAUGUGUGCCGGUUCUGAUCAGCCUGGGGAAGACUCAGCUGGACUCCUUGGUCUUAGAUCCCCACAAAAAGAGUCUGGUCCUCAGGAAGGUGCAGCAAUGCCUGAACAACUCCAUUGCCGAUGAGUACACCGUCGACAUUGUGGGGAAGCUGCUCUGCCACUUGCCGGCGGCUGUCAUCCAGCAUGGAGUGUCCCCCAGGGCCUGGGCUCCUGCCCUGCACGGCCUCAGAGACUGCCCAGGCCUUAGCCCCGAGCAGAAGGCCGCAGUGCGGCUCCGGCUCCUGGAGCAGCAUGGCUUCCCUCAGAACUGGACAGCUGAGACGACGAAGGACUUGGGACCCUUUCUAGUGCUUUUCUCAGGAGACGAAUUAAGCUCUGUUGCCACGAAGUUUCCUGAUAUCCUUCAACAAGCGGCUUCUAAGACGGCCGGCGGCCCACCCCCCAAAGCCUUCCUCUGGGCGGUCUUCAACUCCGUUUGGAACAGCAGUGAGAGGGGCCCCAGCACGGACCCCAGCCCUGGCUGCCACGGAGUCAAGACUCCCUCUUCUGAUGACAUCAUCAAACUGGCCGAAGCCAAUGCCUGCUGGGCCCCCCAGGACCUGCUCUGCAUGGAGGAAGACACGUUCAUCAGGAGUGUGGAGCUCCUGGGGGCCCUCAGGGGGUUGGACCGGCCUCAGCUGAUGGCCCUGAAGGAGAAGGCCAUACAGGUCUGGGACACGCCUUCUCAAUGGCGAGAACACCACAUCGUCUCCCUGGGCCGCAUCGCUCUGGCUCUGAAUGAGAGUGAGUUACAGCAGCUGGAUCUCAGUUCCAUUGACACUGUGGCUGCCCUAAGCCAGCAUUCAGAAUGGACCCCAGGACAGGCUGGGUCCAUCCUGCGAGGGUUCCUGGAGGACUCAGGCCAUCGCAUCCAGGACCUGAAGAGCUUCCACUUAGUGGGACUUGGUGCAACACUGUGUGCCAUGAACGUCACCAAAAUCUCACUUAUAAAAAUCUCAGAAUUCAGGGUGGUGGUGGCCAGAAUCGGGGCCCUGCUCUGCAGCACCCAGGUCUUGGCCGAAUUCAAGAGGAAGGCAGAAGCUGUGUUUGGGGAUCCCGCCGAGUGGUCCAGCUCUGUCUUACAGGAACUUGGAACAAUUGCAGCUGGACUAACCAAGGAAGAGCUUCGAGUGCUGCGCAAGGAUCUGAUGCCGUAUUUCCAACCGUCAGCAAUCAGAUGCCUUCCUGAUGAGACGUUCAGAGAGCUCUCCGCCGAGCAGAUCGCCGCCCUGGGCCCCGAGAACGCGGCGGCCGUGACCCCGGCCCAGCGCCGGCUGCUCCGCGCGCCGCAGCUGCAGAGCCUCCAGCGGGCGCUAGACGGCGCUAAGACGCACUCCUGGCUGGACGCGCCCCCGAGCGCCAGCCCCACGCGGACCCCCUCCUCCCACUCUCCUCCAGGAGCCACGGUCUCCCGGGGCCUGUGGCUCGGCUGCCCCCUGCUGGUUGUGGCGCCCAAACUCGCGCGGUGA
Molossus molossus (Pallas's mastiff bat) is the source of this 3420-nucleotide messenger RNA. It is a transcript of the gene OTOA, whose product is annotated as otoancorin. Gene Ontology annotation, biological process: cell-matrix adhesion. Gene Ontology annotation, cellular component: cell surface. Bases 1 to 3420 code for a protein of 1139 amino acids. The transcript has 28 exons. The record is from RefSeq and is a predicted model, not a curated record. NCBI's taxonomy places the organism in Eukaryota, Metazoa, Chordata, Mammalia, Chiroptera, Molossidae.